GAGGCUAAGGGGAGCAGGUUGGCUGAAGGACCUCCUGGAGAGAUUUCAACCCUGCCUUCUGCGACUCAAGCCAAGCCGCCAUUGACCCCAGCUCCCUCUCCAACAUAAGAAACCCUACCUGCUGGGUCCCCAGGUAGGGCCAGUCCUCAUCCUGCACCCAGUCACGUCUCCCCCCUUACCUUGCUGGCUCUGAUCGGUGACCUGCCCCCUCCUCCUUAGUCUCCAGGACCAGAAUAUUACUUGUGCACACAACACACCUUUGUAACACGUGGUUAAAUAUGUUCAACGUGAGUGUCUAUUUGUGAAAAGAAUGUUUGUCUCACCCAUGAGUCCAACCUUACAGACAUUAAACCCCUCAAUGCUUACUUGGGGAAGUGUAGAGGACGCCUCGUUUACGGCAGGGCUCAGUGCCACACUUGCUGGGGACGCCUCCGGUUGUGACCAUCUGGCAACAGUGCUGAGCAAUUUUUUUGUUUUGCUCAUCUUCUCACAUCAUUGAACCACUUUUUUCAUUGUGCAGUGGUUCUCAGGACGUCCGGGCAAACCUGGUUUACAGCAUUACUUACCUCCUGGAUGGCAUUUCCCCGUAAUAAAUUAAAUAAAAAUUUAAAAAACGCAUUUUGUACUCACUUGGGUUAUCUUUGUUUGAUAUUAGAAUUUGUUUGAUGAUCUGGAACUUUUAAGUCUGUAAAAUGUGCAAAAAAAAGAGGUAAUCCGUAUGGGGGCAAAUACUUUUUCACAGCACUGUACAUAUAGGGCCCUAUAAAAUCUGUUUUAUUUUUUUCCAAAUUCGUUUUAAUUUUUUGCCAUUUUUUUUUUCGGUUUUAAUUUUUGGAGAAUUCAUUUUUUAGUUUUUUUUUAUGCAAAUUUAACCCUUAACCACCACAUGAAGUAAUGAAAUACAGACAGUUUAUUCAGUUAUAACUGAAAACUUUAAUGCUUGCUGGCAUUUAAUUGCCUUUCAACAAUAUUUUUAACAAAAGUACAUAAAAAAUUGCAACAGCCCAUGAACUGAACAAUAAAACAUGUUUUGAAACCAGGGUCAAGAUCUUGCAGGUGGGGGGGUUGGUUGUGGGGUUGUGGAGUGCUUUGUGGGUGAGAAGGAGGAUUUUGUACUGAAUGUGAUGGGUGAUGGGGAGCCAGUGAAGGUUCUGGAGGACAGGGGUGAUGUGGUAGAGUUCUGGAUGAGCUGAAGUCUACUGAGGAGAGUGGAGGUAGUGCCAUGGAGGAGACUGUUACAAUAGUCUAGACGGGAUGAAUUGAAUGCAUGUAUGAGGGUUUCAGCUGCAGGGUAGGAGAGGGAGGGGCGGAGGCGGGCAGUGUUUUUGAGGUGGUAGUAGGCUGUUUUGGUGAUUUGCUUUAUGUGCUGGGUGAAGGAGAGGUUGCUGUCGAAGAGAACACCAAGGUUGCGACAGUGGGGGGAGGGGGAGAGGGUGGAGUUGUCAAUGGAGAGAUGAAAGUCUGUGACUGUGGAGGUGAGGGAGUUUGGGCUGAUGAUGAGAAGAUCUGUUUUGUCAUAGUUGAGCUUGAGAAGGUUGCUGUCCAUCCAGUGUUUGACAUCAGAGAGGCAGUUUGAGAGGGAGCGUUGGGUCUUGGGGGUGAUGAAGGUGAAAGAGAUGUACAAUUGAAUGUCAUCAGCGUAGCAGUGGAAGUGGAGAUUGUGUUGACGGAGGAUGUGGCCAAGAGGGAGGAGGUAGAUGAUGAAGAGGCGGGGACCAAGCACUAAAACCCUGGGGGACACCUUGGGACACGGGGGCAGUUGUGGAGGAGCAGUUGUUGAUGUGGAUGAAGUGAUUCCGGUCUGUGAGAUACAAGUGGAUCCAGUUGAGAGCAGUGUCUGUGAUAUUCAGGAGGGAGUGUAGGCGGGACAGGAGGAUGGCGUGGUCGAUGGUGUCAAAAGCGGCAGAGAGGUCAAGGAGGAUGAGGAUGGAGAGUUGGCCGGAGUUAGCAGAAAUGAGGAGGUCGUUGGUGACUUUGAUGAGGGCAGUUUUGGUGCUGCGGUGGGUGCGGAAUCCUGAUUGAAACUGUUCGUAAAGAUUGUUAUUGUUGAGGUGGGCUUUGAUUUUUGAUGCAAUGACAUGUUCAAGGAUUUUCGACAGGAAAGGGAGGUUGGAGAUGGGCCGGAAGUUGUUGAUGUCAUCAGGGCUGGGUCCAGGUUUUUUGAGGAUGGGGGUGACAGCAGCCAGUUUGAGUGAGGGGGGAACAGUGGCAGAGUUGAGGGAGGAGUUGAUGAUCUGCGUGAUGAUGGGAGAGAUGGGAUGGGAUCCAGGUUGAAGGUGGAUGAUGACAUGGAGCAGAUGAUGUUAGUCACGUCGGUUGGAGAAACAGGUGAGAAGCGGGAGAGUGCUGAUGGGAUGAGGAGAGGAGCUGGGAAUGGAGGGUGGGGGAAGGGAGUUUUAGAUUCUGUUGAUUUUGGAUUGAAAAGCGGUGUUACGGCUGUGUGUUUGUUUUGCAUGUGUUUUUCCCCUUUUGUCUCUCCAUAGCUGCCCAGGUGAAAUCACUUGAGUGACAAUCAGACUCACCUGGUGCUGGGAGUCUAAAAGCCCAGAGCUGCCUGCAGUCUGGAGAGGCAUUUGGUGGGGAACUGCUGCCCUGCUGCCCUGCUGCCUCUCAUUUGUGUUGUGGUUGCUUUGUGUUUAGUUUGCAAUUAUGUUGUUUUUUCACAAUAAAUCACGUGUUAAACUUUUGAAGGUGUUUUGGUUAAUUUGAUGGGUAAAAAGUUGAGGAUAGUUGUUAGCCCCAUAGGGCCGCCUAAGGGUGGGGCGUAACAAAUGGGGGCUCGUCCGGGACCGAACAUCCAUGAGGUUCUUUGAAGUUGUUUUUUUUCCUUUCGUAACUAGUGACCAUAGUUUGGGUUUUUUAGUCUUCUGUUUCUGUCACGAUCAUUAGUAGUUGCUUUUAUUUGUAACUUCUGAGCACCCUGAUUAUUUAGUCGCCGGGCAGGGAAGAACUUGCCACUUUUUUAUUUUGCCUUUCUUAUUUUUGGUGGUAAUCCUGAGGAGGGGGCACACUUAGGUGAUGCCUCGAGCCCGGCAGGCCACUGAAGACUAGCUAGGUAAGUCAGACAUCUUGUUAAGCAGGUAGGGGUUGGGGUGACUCAUUUUGAUCUGCAAUUGUUUUGUUCUAUAGUACUGUUUUUGUUUUUGUGUGUUUCAGAAGACUACCCAUUUUUGCUUGGUCACUCUGGGUGAUAACAAUUAGGAUUUUGUGUGCAGUAACUUGUGUUGUGUGACCAGUCGUUGGUGGUAACUGCUCUCCACAUUUGGUGGGUCACGUGUGAGUUGCAUCUUAGGUGUAAGGUGGCAACAGUUGUGUAGUGGUGACUAUUGUGUGACCAUUUUGUGUAGUGGUUUGCAGUCCACAUUUGGUGGGUCACUUGUGUGUUACUGUUUCGUAUACCUAUUUGUAUGUUCCGUUCGUUUGGCUUGUUGCCAGCCUUCUCACAGUAAUUUGUGUGUCUUUUGAAGACUUGUGUCCAUUUGUGUUGUGGUGGUGGCAGUCACCUUUUGUUGGAUCUCUGUGUGCUGUUUGUGAAUGACAGCAGUGUUGUAGUUUUACUACUUUUGUUGAUCCGUUUGUGUGUGUGACUGUUCACUCCACUUUGGUGUUGGACAUCUGUUACUGUGUGUGGUAUUGGCAAAUUUAGUGUUUUGCUCUUUGUGUUUGUGUUAACCUCAUGGUAGUAGCCAUUUUGCUUUGUGGGAGUGGCACCCACUUAAUUGGCUGCUUUUGUGAUGGAUGCUCUUGAAUUUGGUUGCAGCAUCUUCCUCGGCCCUAAUUUAAGAUUGUAUUCCUCACGACCCAUUUAGCACCUUUUUGUCAGCAGUGGUUGUCUUCAGUUUUGGUGAACAGUUAAGGUUUUUUUUAAGCUUGUGCAGUGGUGUGUGUUUUGUGACAAACAGCCUUGGUGAGUAACACCCAUUUAGUUAGUUCUUGUGUUAACAUAGUUGACGCAAUGCACUUUAAUUCAAUGAAUAAAUGUUUGUAUUAUUUUGGAUUUACGGUGUGCAAUUGUGGUGUUUAUUUUUGCAGUACAAAUGAUUUAUUCAUUGUUUUAAGGGUGGGGGUGUUACGGCUGUGUGUUUGUUUUGCAUGUGUUUUUCCCCUUUUGUCUCUCCAUAGCUGCCCAGGUGAAAUCACUUGAGUGACAAUCAGACUCACCUGGUGCUGGGAGUCUAAAAGCCCAGAGCUGCCUGCAGUCUGGAGAGGCAUUUGGUGGGGAACUGCUGCCCUGCUGCCCUGCUGCCCUGCUGCCUCUCAUUUGUGUUGUGGUUGCUUUGUGUUUAGUUUGCAAUUAUGUUGUUUUUUCACAAUAAAUCACGUGUUAAACUUUUGAAGAUGUUUUGGUUAAUUUGAUGGGUAAAAAGUUGAGGAUAGUUGUUAGCCCCAUAGGGCCGCCUAAGGGUGGGGCGUAACAGCGGAGAGGAAUGAGAUGCAAUUUUCCGGUGUGAAGGUGAUAGAGAUGCUGUCUAUGGGGUGGAGCAGUUUUCUGACUGUGGAGAAAAGAGCCUUUUGGUUACUGGAGCCGGAGUGGAUGAGGUUGGAGUAAUAGGAAGAACGGGCGGAGUUGAGGGCUGUUCUGUACAGGUGGAGAUGGUCGGUGUAGGCUUGGAGAUGGACGGUGAGGCCGGUUUUGCGGGAGAGAUGUUCCAGUUGAUGUUUGUGUGAUUUCAUUUUGUGCAGUUCUGAGGUAAACCAUGGGGCAGAGUGUCUAAAUGAAACUGUUCUUGUUUUGAGGGGUGUGAAAUGGUCCAGGCAGGAGGAUAGAGUCUUAUUGUAGUAGUUGAGUAGGUCAGCAAGUUUAGCAGAUGGUGGGGGAGGGGAUGCAGUGAGGGUGGCAGAUAGGGAAGCGGAGAGGUCCUGAGGCGAGAUGGAUUUGAGGUUUCUGAAGGAGAUGUGUCAUUUUUCACUGUGAAAUGGGGGAGGGGGGGGGUCAACACUGAAAGUGACAGCCAGGGGGUCGAUGGUGGAGAGAUGGUGGAUGGAGAUGCCUGUGGAACAGACAAGGUCGAGGGUGUGGCUGUGGGAGUGGGUGGGGGAGUGUACAUGCUGUAUGAGGUUGAGGAUGUCGAGCAGAUCAAGGAAAUUGGAGGCUUGUUUGCAGGUGGAGUUGUCGAUGUGAAAGUUGAAGUCUCAAAGCAGCAGGACAGAGGAUGAGAUGGUACUUAGGUGGGUGACAAAGUCAGAGAAAUCAGAGAGGAAUGAUGGGUGGGGCUUUGGAGGGCGGUAGAUGGUGACGAUGACCAGAGGGGUGGGGCCGGGGAGUUUGACGGAAAUAUUUUCAAAUGAGUGGACAGACAGGAUGGGGGUGGUGUUGAGGGUCUGUUUGUGGAUAAAUGCGACGCCACCACCUCGUCCAGUGAGGCGGGGUUGGUGCAGGUAGGAGUAACCGGGGGGUUAUUGGUUAUUGUCUGUUAUGAAGUCAGCCAGGAUGUGUCCUUUGUUAUUGAGGGAGCAGGUGUUUUGAAGGGCCAUCUUCAGGGGAGGGGGCUGUGGGGUGAGCAGUGAGGCAGGGGGAAGGCAGCAGAGGUUUAUUUGAUUCCUUGUCCUUCGUUUUGCAUGCAUGGGAUUUGAGCGGGAGGAUCCAGUAGUUGUAAUUGUUUGAAUGAAGAAGCUGUGGCGAGACCCUGGUGAGAUGGCAGAUUGGCAAGGAGACUCUGUGGUUGGAGGGUGCAGUAGCUGUUUGGGCCAGGAGGGGGAGCUUGUUGUAGAGGCAGCGAUAGGAUUGGUGUGCAGUACCAGUUGAGGCCUGUUGGGGGAGCCGGUGGUGAGGGUGGUGAGGGUGAGGAUUCUGGAGGGGGGGCUCUGGGGGGUGCUGUUUCCAGGUGGGGUAGUGUUAGGCGAGGAAGAAGAUGACAGGGAGGGUGUAAACAAUGCUAGUCAGUUGGUGUGCACGUAGUGUUGGAUGUUAGCGGCAAGUGUGUAAUGGCCCAGUUUGUUUGGGUGAAGUUCGUCAAGGGAGAAAAAUGGCGAUUGGUUCCAGAACAGAUUAAAAUUGACAAUGAAGUGGGUGGAGAAGGUACUGCAGAGUGAUCGAAGCCAGGAGUUUAGGCUGAGGAGGCGGCUAAAUCGAUCAAUGCUUCUUGUCAGCGUUGGUAGCGGACCACUUAUAAAAACAGAUUUGCCGCUGCACUGAAGGAUGUGGAGAAGUGUUCUGAAGUCACUUUUGGUUAGUUCAGACUGUUGGUGAGCCAUGUCGUUGGUGCCAAUGUGAACAAUGAUACGGUGGAUAGAGGGAAGAAGUGACUGGAGAAGACCGGGGAGUUUUGCCAUGAUGUCGGCGACAGUUGCACCAGGGAAAAUGUGAGUGAUGGCAUUGAAAAAAUGGAUACCUUGUGCGAUGCUGUCACUGACGAUCAAGGUGGUGGGGGAAACAACUGCAGGGGUUGCAUGGCUCCUGUACCCAAAGCAGGGCAGGUGGCCGGGCUGCCAGGACUCAGCGGUGCGGUGGACGCCAGCGGCAGCGGGGAUGGUCUGCUAUUUUCGUCCGGGGCGGCGGCGGCGAGCCUGGCGGAGUUCCGUUGGACUGCCUCUCGGAGAAACCUCUUGCGGGCAGCCGAGGAUGCGGUCCGGCUCUCAGAGUGGUGGACAAGGCGGGUCCCGGGACACCGCGCAUGUCCAGGCACCGACGAAGAGGGGUCCCCUUCGCCAGUGCCAGGCCACACGGGAAUCCCUCCGCACGCCAGCAGGGAGGUGUUCUUCGCACCAGAGCCCAGUGAUGCCUGGGAGCUGGUCACCAGAAGAGGGGCUGGCACGCCGCGAAGGCACCGGAGAAUGAGGACGAAGGCCUGGGGGCUCCGCCGGGUGGCCAUGUACGAGCCAUGGGAGCUCUGGCAGUCACUGUGGAGGAUGCCAUCACAUCACCGCGGAGAGGGGACUGGUUCGGGCUGGUGUUGGCAGGCUUAGGAGGAUGCUCAAGGGCCUCGAAGCGGUUAGAGAGGGACAACUGGACUGUAGAGGCAUCGCUGGAGGGAUUUGUCCUGCUGCCGGCGAGGACCUUGGACCGGGGCAGUGGAUUGCUCGGCGUGGAGCUUGAGGUAGGCCCGGCCAGGUUCCAGGGGAUGGUGUUGGUGGUUUUCCUACUUAGGGUGAUCACUUCAGUCCAGGUCGAGUCCUGGUAGGGUGCUGUGGUGGAUGGCGGUCGGGACGAGGCCCCCGGGCUGUGAGGCUCCCAGGGUAGCGUGUCCUGGAGGGUUGCUUGGAGGGAAAACAGGUGGAGGGAUUGCUGGUGGGCCACAUCCAUACAAGUUGUGAGUAGAGUGGAUUUUGAUUUGAGCUCCUUGGACAGUUUUUGAAUACGAAGUUUGAGUAUGGUUAUUGUUUUAUUUUCCUCGUGAAGCGCUUCAGUCUUCUCAAGGAGUAGGGACUCGCUCGCUCUCUCGCUUAUGCUUGCUUAAUGUCUAUGUUGAUCGCCACUAUUUCACUCUUUCUAUCUCUCUCUUUUGUUCACAAUAGCUUUAGGUUUAAAUCAUGAUUGCUUUUUGAUACUUCUAGUGUUAAGGUAACAGAUUGUAUUACUUAAUGUGGUAUUGAAAAGUAUUAAAUUAAUUUAAAAAAUGUUAUAACCUUGCUAUAUGAUGUAUCCCCCCUGAUAUAAAGAAAACAAAGGUGAUGCCUUCUUGGCUCGUGGUUCUUUUUAAUAUCACACAUGAACAGAGGAGAUAAGCCAGAGAAUAAUGCAGUUGGUGACAACAAGCUGAUCAGAGUAUUUCACAGUUUAUCAAAAUUCUGUUACAUCAUCUACUCUGUACUCCUGAAACUCUCAAAUUCAUUUACUCUCUGCUUCCUUUCUGCUGCUAUCCUGUCAUUUACUAAAUCACAUGUGCCUUUUUCAUCUUCUUCCUUUCAUGUUUCCUUCCUUUGAUUGAUUGUCUGUCUCAUCGUUGUGACAUCGACUCUCACUUUGAGUUUUUGACAAGAUGGGGACUGGAUUUUCCUUUUACACGUUGGCAGCACCAAUUUUCUUCUCCGAUGAGAUGAUGUAAAAGUAAUUGCACAUUUUCUCUCUCUCACUGUGAAUUUAAUGCUUGGUUGCAAUAGCCAAUAGGUAGCAGGAAGGGUUGAUUGCCUUCAGUCUCUUCACACAAGUCCCUGCCAUAAAAAAGUCCUCUUGAUCAGCAGUCAAAGAGGCUUAAUUUCAGGAGCAACCCAUGAACCAUGCUGGGAAAUUCAAGUGCUAGAAUUAAAAAAGGACAUCAGACAAUAAACUUAUGCACUGGUGGUCUGGCCUUCUGUAGACCAUUACCUUCAAAUUCUGUGAUGGUAAAUUCUCUCUAUGAUUGCAGAUCAUUUCUUUUGGUCAAUGUUUUUUGCUUUUUCAAGCAUAGCACAAGUUCAAAAUAGGUUUCCUUAGAGGAGUGUUAUUAGCUUUUACUUGCAAACUCCUAAUCCCCUGGCCACAGCUGUCAUCUUUAGUUUUCUGCACAAACUCUAAUUUUUCUUUUGCAGUUAUACAAUCUGUUCAUACUGGUUUUAGACUGAUAUAAAACUAUCUUCUCUGUCAAUUACAUUUCCUAAUACCAUGUGUUUUUGUGUCUAUUUGUUUUCAGUGUUUGGCAUUUGGGAAUUUGGGGUAGAUUGAAGCCUGGUACACAAAGAAUAAAAAAAACAAAAAAAUCUGAACUGAUUUUUAAAACAUCAGAGAUCCCACACAUGAUGACAAAUGAUGUGAGAUUUAAUCGCUUUUGUGUGUGUGUGUGUGUGUGUGUGUGUGUGUGUGUGUGUGUGUGUGUGUAUGUGUGAUGUAGAACAAUGCAAUAAACACAGCACAGCACACCACGUGAUGACUCUUCACCUGCAGCCAGAGUCCCAACUCUAGUAAAAGAAAAAUCUCUUGUGAUCAGAUGUGAUUUUAGUGUAGGAAACAAAGCAGACUAGUGGAGCUAACUGUUGCUAGCCACUUCACUUCGUGUUACUUCUGUUGAAGUAGCUAAUAUUUUUUAACCCCUCCACUUGCGGUUUUCAGUUGCAGUGUGUUUUAACGAACACAUUGUGCUGUCACCAUGUACCAAUUAGAGUAGAUUCAAUAUUUCAGACUUCCAUCUCUGUCUAUGCUUUGCGUUAACUAUCGUUGCCAUAUAUACAUUUGUUGCGCUUCCUGCUUUGUUUAGCACACUUCCCUAUCAAGUUGUUCCAUGUGACAGCUGACAUACUGCAUGAUCUGCCAUCCAGGAGGUUCCCCACACACAUAGAAAUUUUAUGUCAUGUAUGUCAAACAUGUAUAACAUUUGCAAUUCCAAGUCAGGGUGAAAAAUCACUCUUCACACAUAUUACAUCACAGGAUAAUCUGACAAGAUAAUCUUUAAAACCAUCCGAUAGCUGGGCCUUUGCUGACUUUUGUCUGGAGGGGGCAGUCGGACGCAAAAUUGGCACAAUUAUCUUGUAGUUUUUGCUUUAACUGUACCUAAUCUACAUCAAACCCUGCAAAACAUACAACCUCACAAAAGAUUUAAAGUUAAAUGCAUUGACUUCAUAUAAAUAUGGAAGCAGCAACUCAAUCUCCCAAAACCUGAAAGGGUUCGAGGAGAGAGGAGCAAUGCCUGAAAAUAGAGAAUCUUGCACAGCUUUGGAAGUUAUAAAAUUAAAUUGCAUUUUUUUUAAAUAAUAAUAAUAAUAAUAAUAAUAAUAAUAAUAAUACAUUUUAUUUAUAAAGUGCUUUUCAUAAAACUCUAAGACAUUGUAUAAUGCAGAAAUACAGUAAAAAAAGCAAACAGACAGACAAACACAAGACAGAACAUCACAAUCAGAUUAAAAGCCUGUCUAAAAGGUGAGUAUUCUCCCGUGAUUUGAAUGUAGGCAAGUCUGUGCAGUUUUGAAUAUGUGCUAAGAGUGAAUACCAGAGGGAGGGGGCAGCUUUGGAGGAGGUUCUGUCCUGGUGGGGAGAGGAGGAUGGUGUUAGAGCGGAGGGUACGGGUAGGAAUGUGAUAGUGGAGGAGGUCAGUGGUGGUGGGGGCUUAUGGCUUAUGGUUUAGGCCUUUAUAGGUGGGGAGUAGGAUCUUAAAUUGGAUACAAAAGAGGAUAGGGAGCCAGUAGAGUUCUUGUAGGACAAGGAGUUUAAGAGAGUUAAAGUCCCAUAAUAUCAUGGCUUCAAUAGAAUUUCUGCAUGUUAUUUAACCAGUUUUAAGUAUAGGAAGGGGCUGUAGUGUGCAGCUACAUGGUUUUCUCCUCCUCUUGGGGACAGGGAGGAGUGAGAAGCAUAUGCUCAUGGCAGACAGUUCAGUAAGAAAAAUACCCUGAUCUCUUUGAUUAGAACUGAUGAGUCACUUCUUGAUUAGGUUUGUAAAUAUACAAAAGAAUAAUAUGGUCAUGUUGAAGAAAAAAACAAUUGGAAAUUUAAGAAAAUAUUUCGGAUAAAAAAGCUGUACAUUUGUGGUAAUUAAGUCAUACCUUUACAAGAGUUAAGUCUAACUACAAGAAAAACAAAUUAUGGAAAUUUAUGAAAAUUAUGCAGAAAAUGUACAAGUUCUAAGUCUAAAUAACAACAAUUCCAACAAAAAAAACCCUGAAAUUUAUGAAAGAAAAAGUUAUAACUUUAGGUUGUGAAAGUAACCCCUGAGGGUCGUUAACCUGAAAGGGUCGUUAACGACCCCUGUCAUGUGACCACAUGACUCAUGCCACCUGAGUCAUGUGGUCCCAGGUGUGAAUGUUUGUGGAGUUUCCUGGGGAGAGAGCUGAGAACUGCAUUGUAAGUGCCGGAGAGGUUGUGCUUGAGUCCACUCCCUCUGUUCAGAGAAGGUUUCUCCAGUCUGGUAAAGAUGGCUUCUUUAACUCCUCUUUCAAACCAUCUGUCUUCUUUAGCCAACACCUGUACAUUGCUGUCCUCGAAAGAGUGACCCGUGACCUUUAAGUGAAGGUGGACAGCUGAGUCCUGACCUGAGGAAGUGGCUCUCCUGUGUUGAGCCAUGCAGUUGUGAAGCGAUUGUGUAGUUUCCCCAAUGUACAGGUCCAAGCAUUCCUCGCUGCACUGGACAGCAUACUGAAGAAGCUUCUUGGAUAAGAUGCAAAACGUCUUCUCAACUCUACACAGUCCAGUUGCCUAAAUUUGGAGUCUUCAAGAAAACCAUUACCUGGAUGAAUGAGAAUCUACAUGGACAUAUUGGAUCACACUUUGGGUUGGAUACCCUUCAGCUGAUCCGGGAGCACAAGAAAACUUGCAGGAAGAUGGCAGAUUACAGAAACCACCUCGGCUUUAACCUAAGAUGCAGACAGUGUAGGAGCCAGAUUGGGGUUUUGCAGUUUAUUGUUAUGUAUUUUUUGUGCCAACAGAUGGUCCUAUUGUGCCUGUCUAUUUAAGAGGUGGGUUGAUUAGGACAGGUGUGUACACCUGGGAAGCCGAACAGUUUUUUGACCGUCUCAAGUGGUUUUGUGUCUUGUCUUACAUCAAAUAAUGAAUGAGUAAAUAAAUCAAAAACAACAGAAGAUAUGGACGGUGUGACAUGUGACAUUAUUCCACACACGGGCACGCGUCAACUCAAGCAAAAGGGUGUUCGCCACAAGUAACAGCAUUGGAAAGCUGUUACAGACAGCAAGGACUUGUUCCCAAAAGCCUACGCUUGUUUUCCACCAUUAAAGGGCACAGGGCAGACAGCAUCCUUUCCAGGACACAGAAGCAGCUCCUCACUGAAAUGGUUAGGCAGGUCAAUUUCACCAUCGAGGCCUUACAAGCUAAAAUAAAUCACACCAAGGAGACACUGGCAUCCCGACUUCCAGAGGACAUCCUCAACAAAGUCUACAACUUUGUUUACAAGGCUCAGACCUCUCAACAUACCAAAGGCAUGGAAAGACAAACACAGAAAUUUGACAGACUACUUUCCCAGCACUCAAAGAUCCCAUCAGAACUUGCUUGGAGGGACAAAACUGACAGCCACACAGACACUAACAUGCAAGAAAAGUGGGUGAAGAAUUUGUCAGACAGGGUUCUCACUCAGCCGGAAAAGGAAGUCCUUUACAAAGGAGAUGGGUUUCUACCAUAGACUGUAUAUAAGAUGGACACCGUGGUUCCGCCUUCCGCCUGUAUACGGAUUUGAAGCCAAAAAGCUCUUGGUAAUUCCGGGUUUUUCUCCACUUCCUUGAAACCAGAGCUGUGCAGUAGCGUUGUGCGCAUUCGGCCGCGCAGUCGCCGAGAGUCCCUGUGAUGACGCUCGGCUCAAACAGCGUAUUCCCCCGGAAGAGCUACGCAAUCCCUGAACGCCCAUAGGCUGUACCAGGUGUCAAUCAUAGAAAACAUGAACCCCCUAAUAACUUUUAAAAACGGAGCUGUACAGAAAAAAAAGGACUUGGGCACAAACCAGUCUUACUGUAACUAUAUGUCAACAUCACAACCAGGGGGGAGAAAAAAUUAUGUUCUGUGUAAUAAAUUUCUAAAGUUUGUCCACAGUCCCAUAAGCUUUGCUGGCGGAGGCGGGAUUUAUGACCUGUACUGCAGCCCACCAUCAGAGGGUGCUGUUCUCGGAGUGGCUUCACCCAGCGAGGAGGCAGACUCUGUCCAUCUUAUAUACAGUCUAUGGUUUCUACGGAGAUGGGUGUCUACGACCUAUUCUUUCCAACUCCUCCCAGUCAUUGUCUGUCCCCUUCUCCAGUAAGAUAAAUAUCUGCUCCUCACACUAGCAAUUAUUAGAACUGAAGAAGCUUAUUGGAUAAGAGGCGAAACGUCUUCUCUACUCUACACAGUCCAGUUGCCUGAUUUUGGAGUCUUCAAGAUAAGCUUGCAUGUUAUUUUAAAGGGGUAGAUCAGAAGAGGCAGGUUGCUGUGGCUCAGUGAUACUUAGUAACACUGAUUGUCAGCAGCUAUAGCAGACUUCUUUAUCUGUGGAGAAAUGGGUAAACGCACUAAGUAAUUUAAGUGCUUUUAGUGGUCAGAAAGACUAGAAAAGGGCUGUGUGACUUACAGUCCAUCUACCAAAUUCAAGAGCAGCCAGCUGCCUCAUUGGAGAACCUGGAGCAUCAUGUACAUUUUUUAGGGGUGUAACGAUUCAUUUUAACAACCAUUUGAUGAAGUCACUGUGUCGCAUUGUACCCUCAAACAAUCUAUCAGCAAAGCCUUCUUUUCAGCACUGGCCCAUCUGUUGUUGAGCUAAAAUAACGUACACGGAGGAAGACACGUGCAAACAAGCAGAUGCAUGUCCAGACUAUUUGACUGGGGUCACCCAACCAGCACUGACACUGCUGGAGUGAUAUGAAGUAUGUGAGCCCAUACACAAAUAAAUAACAUUGAUGAUUGCAUCUGUGAUGUAAAAUCAGCAAUAUAGUUAAUUUUAUUACAGUUGUCUCUGACAAGACAUUUAGCCAAGGAAGAGGAUGUUUGAAGUUUUUCUAGUGUGUUCAAUUUUUUGGGGCUUCUUGUCCUUCAUAAGUAACCUAUCUUAUGAAUCAAAAAAAAAAGAUUGCCUGACUUGAUGAUGAUACAUCAUUUGUAUGGAGGGGAUGACUGAUCCAAAAGGAGAGUACUUAUAAGGGCAGUUCUUUUAUAAAAGCUGAUUUUUUGUUGAAGUUACUGGUUUUAAUCCAAGUGAACCUUGAUUGUGGUUUACAUGGAUUUUGACAUGCAAAAUAGUACUGCUGUGAUGUUACCAAAGAACACUUGGUUAGUAAUUUAGAACCCUGCUCAAACUUAACCAGGAAAACCAGCCCUUACAUGGUUGUUGUCAUGUUUUUAUUUUCCAAACCAUUUAAGAAAAUGGGGAAGAAAAUGUCAUGAUGAGUGCAUGCAAUAUUUGAAACAGCUCACUGCAACAUACUUGAAAAACAAAAAACAAAAAGCUUGCAAUAAAUAUUAUUUGUUUUGCUGAUCUUGCUCUAAAGAGUGAUUUGAAAGUCCUUUUUCUAAAAAAAAACAUAUUUUAAGCCUCCAGCAAGCUCUGGUCAGAUGCACACUGUAAAAAAAAAGGUUUAUUCAAUACAUGUCCUUUUUACAGCAGAUUACCUUAAAUAGGUUCACAUGAGUGUCAUUUUAACAGCAAAAUAACAGUAACUUAACCCUCUUGACUCCAUGAUUUUAGGUUUAACUGCA
This is a messenger RNA of Xyrichtys novacula (pearly razorfish), 14008 nucleotides long. The record is from the annotation of a GenBank genome assembly. Lineage: Eukaryota; Metazoa; Chordata; Actinopteri; Labriformes; Labridae.